UAUUUUAUUGUUAUGAAUACUUUCCUAGUUGUGAGAAUGGCUGCAAGUUCCACCACUUUAUUUAUCUCUCUGUCUCUCUCUUUCCUCUUCCAAUCUCAUCCUAUUCCGUUUUCUCAGCAGUACUCAAUUGAUCCAUUUGUUUUUCUAUUCGUUUUGAGAAAACUUUGAGUAUAUGGCCGGCAUAGACUUGGGUUCAGCAUCACAACACUUUGUUCAUCGUCUCCAACGCCCUGACCUUGAAGUUCAUGAUGAGAGUCAAGACCAAGAUGGAAACAACAACCAUGAAGGGCUUGACCUAGUUUCACCAAAUCAUGGUCUUGGUGAUGUUGUUGGUCGUAGACCCAGGGGAAGACCUCCGGGCUCAAAGAACAAACCUAAACCACCAGUUAUCAUCACAAGAGAGAGUGCAAACACACUUAGGGCUCACAUCCUUGAGGUCAGUAGUGGUUGUGAUGUGUUUGACUCUGUGGCUACCUAUGCAAGAAAGCGUCAAAGAGGGAUCUGUGUCCUCAGUGGUAGUGGAACUGUCACUAACGUGACCCUGCGACAGCCAGCUGCCGCAGGAUCUGUGGUGACACUUCACGGAAGAUUUGAGAUAUUAUCUUUGUCUGGAUCGUUUCUACCUCCCCCGGCUCCACCUGGUGCUACAAGUUUGAGUGUGUUCCUUGGUGGAGGUCAAGGUCAAGUUGUGGGAGGAAAUGUUGUUGGUCCUUUGGUUGCUUCUGGGCCAGUUAUUGUUAUUGCUUCAUCUUUCACUAACGUAGCAUAUGAGAGGUUACCGUUAGAUGAAGAUGAAUCUCUUCAGAUGCAACAAGGGCAAUCAUCUGCAGGCGGUGGUGGUGGUGGUGGUGAUGGUGUUAAUAACUCUUUUCCUGACCCGUCUUCGGGGCUUCCAUUCUUCAAUUUACCUCUAAAUAUGCCUCAAUUGCCUGUGGAUGGUUGGGCCGGAAACUCCGGUGGAAGACAAUCUUAUUGAGCUUAAUUUGGGGACAAAGGUGAGUUGAAUUCCAUGAUUUUAAUUUCCUUUGAAUUAAUCAUUUGUGAAGAAGCACUGAUUUUCUAUUGUAGUCUUGUUUUCUUAAUUUAAUUCCUUCGCUAGGUAUGUUGUAAGAAUUUAAUUUUUAAUUAGGAACAAUUGUGAAACAUUUCUCUUUGGUUGUUGGAGUUGCUAGAUGAAUUAGAUUCUUGUGAUUAACCCUUCAGUUGAAUAAACAUAUCUUUGCAUACA
Messenger RNA from Trifolium pratense (red clover), 1228 nucleotides. Its product is annotated as AT-hook motif nuclear-localized protein 23. Bases 173 to 976 code for a protein of 267 amino acids. Gene Ontology annotation, molecular function: DNA-binding transcription factor activity; minor groove of adenine-thymine-rich DNA binding. The transcript is spliced from 2 exons. Lineage: Eukaryota; Viridiplantae; Streptophyta; Magnoliopsida; Fabales; Fabaceae. The record is from RefSeq and is a predicted model, not a curated record. Gene Ontology annotation, cellular component: nucleus.